Syngnathoides biaculeatus (alligator pipefish) is the source of this 1446-nucleotide messenger RNA. RefSeq names its product axonemal dynein light intermediate polypeptide 1-like. Gene Ontology annotation, cellular component: axoneme; filopodium. The record is from RefSeq and is a predicted model, not a curated record. Lineage: Eukaryota; Metazoa; Chordata; Actinopteri; Syngnathiformes; Syngnathidae. The coding region runs from base 110 to 1183 and encodes 357 amino acids. Gene Ontology annotation, molecular function: dynein heavy chain binding. The transcript has 5 exons.
UCAGAAUCGAAAUUGCAUAUUUAGCUAUAAAGUUGGAUCACACUUUACUUGAACACAGUAUUAAACUUUAUUGGUAUUUUAAAAAAAUACAUUUAUUGUAUUGUAACAAAUGCAUUUUAUAUGUGGGGAAAAUUAUUUAAAGCGUUCAUUUGAUUCUACCCGGAUGGAAUACGAUGGAACACUAAAAGGAGACUGUUGCUAUAACGACAGAAACGUCAACGUUAACUUUUUUUUUCUCGCAACCAACCUGUUGGAGUUUUUAUCUUUACUUAUAAUUGAAAAAGACAGAGAAAAGAUGACUGAGCCAGCAGAGUCCCUUCUUAAAUAUGACACUCCGGUUUCAAACAGCAAAGGUCCGGUUCGGAAAACAGUAAAGGUGCGUCCAUAUAAAGUGAGCCCGAAACAGCCUGUUGACUCCCCGGUGCCUCCUCCCCCGAAAGCAAAAUCAGGGUCACCUGAAAAUGAGGAUGUCCUUACUGUCAUCUUUCCACCCAGGGAGUGGGCGGAGGGCAACCAGCUGUGGGUGCAGCGGGUAUCCAGUGCGCCUUGUACACGGGCUGAUGUGGUCAAUCUGGAGGAAGUGCUGGACAGGAAGUUGCAGCAGAGGCGGGCCUUGGAGACAGGCAUCUGCCCCGUGCGCAGGGAACUCUACUCCCAGUGCUUUGACGAGCUGAUCCGACAGGUGACCAUCAACUGCGGUGAGCGGGGCCUCCUGCUAAUGCGCGUUCGAGAUGAAAUCCAAAUGAGCAUCACCGCUUACCAGACCCUUUACGAGAGCAGUGUUGUCUUCGGCAUGAGGAAAGCCUUGCAGGCUGAGCAGGACAAGAUGGAGAUGCGGCAAAGAAUUAGCAAUCUGGAAACCGAGAAACAAGAUCUGACAAAGCAUCUGAACGAGUUGAAGGCCGAAUGCAUUGCCAACGAGAAAAGGAAUGAGGAAAAAUGGAAAGAUCAGGAAAAGAAACACACAGAACAAAUUCAGUUUCUGAAGAGGACCAACCAGCAGCUCAAGGUAGAACAUGUCCUUUGGCUGGUACACAAGGAUUUUUCAAAUAUUUUUGCUAAUUUUGUCCAUUACAAUAAUAUCAACACAGAACACCACAAUCAGAAACAGGAUCAUUGUGGUGGAGAUGUUUAUUUUUAUUUACAGACACGUUUCUUUUUUCUCAGUCAGGUUGCUUCUUGAUAAACUACAUUGUUUCAUGUCACAAUUCAGGCAGUCCUGACUCGACUUUGCGCGCACCCACGCAUAAUUUUUUUGUGCCGUAAAUAUUAAACGAAUAAUAUUAAAGAUUGUUGGGCCCUACCUCUUUCUGACCCUAUCAUUAGGACAACUAUGAACAGACACUCUCACCAAAGUAUAAUCUUGUACAAUAAUUUUAUAGUCAGGCGCCUGAUUCUCUUUAUGUGUACUGUAUUCCCAUCUAGGCCCAACUAGAAGGGAUGAUC